GAGCAUCUGUCUUCGUUCGACACGUGGACGAAGAUAGAAUUGACGCAAUGUCGCCGCCCGUAGCUAACCUUCGCGCCACCAUUUUUCUGUUUACCAAGUAACUUGACGUAAUUGUCAUCGGUGUUUAUCAGCGACGAGCGCGAGUCGACGUGCGGCUUCGACGCGCACGACGACGAUGUGAGACGAGACAUCGCAAUUGUUGAAUUACAGUCGCGCGCGACACACAGAGACCACGGACAAGCGCGAGAGCCGUCGUUCUUGCAGCUAAUAACCACGUCUUGCCGUCCUUCCGCUCGCAUGCAAAAACAUGUGGGCCUAUUAUUUACUCGUCGCUUCCGGCAUCCUCGAUGUGGCAAUGGCCUCCGACAGCUUCGACUUCGGCGACACCCUGGCCUUGAUCCUAGGCCUGACCAUUGCGAUCGUCGGGUUCUUCGCCUGCAUGGGGGCCUACGCGAGGAGAAGAGGCCACUUCGAAUCCCUGUGAGGGGCUUUUCAGUCUUUUUAAACGUAUCCGAUACACAAGAGAAAUCUGACCUAUCGAGGAAGAUGACGGCUAAAAGGCGCAGCUUGAGGUUUCCUGUAUGUACAAAGGACAGUUUUGUUUUUUUUUAAAGAUUAGACAAUAUUCGUGAAAUAUAAUGAAAUAUAAUCGUGAAAUAUAUCGAUAUAUUUGUAUAUAACACCUAAUAUAUCUGUUAUGUAAUAAAAAAUGAGUGACAAAUGACACCUCUAUUAUUCCGA
Messenger RNA from Vollenhovia emeryi, 741 nucleotides. Its product is annotated as putative transmembrane protein LINC00998. The transcript is spliced from 2 exons. Bases 298 to 612 code for a protein of 104 amino acids. NCBI's taxonomy places the organism in Eukaryota, Metazoa, Arthropoda, Insecta, Hymenoptera, Formicidae. The record is from RefSeq and is a predicted model, not a curated record.